ACAAUUAUAAAAACGUAAUUAUCCGUUUGCAUAUGAGAUCUUUACUAGUUCAUAGAUUAUUGUUCAGUUUCUGUAAUAAUCAAGCAAUCAAGAAGAGAGGAAUCAUCAUGUCUUCUUCUUCAUCUUCAAGCAGUCAAACUUCCGAUUUCGAUAAGCCGAGAUUAGUUGUGAAGAAGGUUCUAGCGAAGGCUCAAAGCGAAGGAAAUGGAGCUGUUGUUAGGAGAAGCAUUGGACGACCAGAAUUGAAGUCAUUGGAUCCGUUUCUAUUGUUAGAUGAAUUUACAGUUUCUGCUCCUGCUGGAUUUCCUGAUCAUCCACAUCGAGGUUUUGAGACUGUUACAUAUAUGUUGCAGGGGGCUUUUACUCAUCAAGAUUUUGCUGGACAUAAGGGUACAAUAAGAACUGGAGAUGUUCAGUGGAUGACAGCAGGUAGAGGUAUAAUUCAUUCAGAGAUGCCUGCAGGUCAAGGUGCUCAAAAAGGACUUCAAUUGUGGAUUAAUCUUGCCUCCAAGGAUAAAAUGAUUGAACCUAAUUAUCAAGAAUUACUAAAAGAAGAGAUAUCAAAAGCAGAAAAAGAUGGAGUUUCAGUAAAGGUGAUAGCAGGUGAAUCAAUGGGAGUAAAGUCACCAGUUUACACAAGAACACCCACAAUGUACCUUGAUUUCACCAUCAAACCAGGUUCCCACCUCCAUCAAACUAUUCCAGAGUCAUGGAACUCCUUCAUCUACAUAAUCGAAGGUGACGAGGGCGUUUUCGGUAUAUCCAAAUCCGCCCCCGUCUCUGCCCACCAUGUUUUGGUGCUGGGUCCCGGCCAGGGUCUCAGUGUCUGGAACAAGUCGGCUGACCACGAGUUGAGAUUCGUGCUCAUCGCGGGUCAGCCAAUCAACGAGCCCAUAGCUCAGUAUGGUCCUUUUGUGAUGAACACUCAAGCUGAAAUUGAACAGGCUUUUCAAGACUAUCGACAUGCUAAGAAUGGGUUUGAGAAGGCCAGAUCUUGGAAUUCUAAGUAGUGU
Impatiens glandulifera is the source of this 1013-nucleotide messenger RNA. RefSeq names its product pirin-like protein. Bases 33 to 1010 code for a protein of 325 amino acids. The record is from RefSeq and is a predicted model, not a curated record. NCBI's taxonomy places the organism in Eukaryota, Viridiplantae, Streptophyta, Magnoliopsida, Ericales, Balsaminaceae. The transcript has 7 exons.